Strongyloides ratti is the source of this 1206-nucleotide messenger RNA. RefSeq lists its product as hypothetical. The coding region runs from base 1 to 1206 and encodes 401 amino acids. NCBI's taxonomy places the organism in Eukaryota, Metazoa, Nematoda, Chromadorea, Rhabditida, Strongyloididae. The transcript has 5 exons. The record is from RefSeq and is a predicted model, not a curated record.
AUGUAUUUAUUUGGUGAAACAAUAUUUUCUUCAUGUCCACAUGAAAGUAAUUGCCGAUUGACAACAAUUUUAGCUUUGAUAGCAUUAUUUUUUCAAGUCUUAGUAGCUAUUAUAUUAUUAAGAGAAUGGAAAGCAACUAAAAGUUCUUACACAAGAUUUUUAGCUGUUGUAAGAACAAUUCAUAUUUUUUAUAAUUUGUUAGGUCUUGUAAUUGGUGAAUUUCGUACAUUUUUUCCAAGAAAAACAGUGAUUUGUUAUGGAAUUAUAAGAUACUUGGGUGAUUAUGCUUGUGGUGUUACAUUUUGUGGACAAAUAUCAUUUAUAUGUAUUGAAUCAUUUUCAAUAGUUUAUGCAUUCAAUGGACAGUAUAAUAUUAUGUGCAGAAAAGUAGGAUUUCAUGAUAAUACUUUAUGGCAAAAAUUUAGUUUUGCAAUUUUUGCUGUUAAUAGUUUUACUAUUUUCAUUACUUUAAAUUAUGCUUUAAUAUCAAGAAAUGAGGCAAUAGAUUUGUGGUAUGUUUUUGAUGAAAAAUUAAAAGAAUAUCUUAAAACCCAUUAUGCAAUUUUGGCAUUUGGAGGAUCAAAACAAUAUAUGCUUUUUAUUUUUUUAACUUUUAUUAUGAUAAUUUUUAUCAAUAUUGGUUUUGUAAUUGGUGAAUUUCGUACAUUUCUUCCAAGAAAAACAAUGAUAUGUUAUGGAGUAGUUAGAUUUAUUGGUGAUUACGCAUGUGGUUUUUCUGUUUGCAUAUUUAUAUCAUUUAUAUGUGUUGAAACAUUUUCAAUAGUUUAUGCAUUUAAUGGACAAUAUAACAUUAUGUGUAGAAAAGUGGGAUUUCAUGAGAACAAUUGUAUACAAAAGUUUAGUUUUAUAAUUUUAGCUGCAAAUAGUCUUACUGUUUUUAUAACUUUAAGUUUUGCUUUAAUACCUAGAAAUGAAGCAAUAAAUUUAUGUCAUAAUUGUCUUUCUUUUUUACAUGGACAUGGAAGACAUUUUUGUCACAGAGGUGGAUUUUUUCAUCAUGAUCCUUGGUUCCAUGAUUUUUAUUUUCCACCAAGAAAUAUAAUAAUAAGGAAAAAUUAUGAACCUAUUGGACCUUGCUUAAACAAACUUUGUCCUGAUAAUUAUACAUGUUUUAAAGAUGAAUGUUACUCAGAUGAAAUUUUUAGUAGAAUUCUUUCUAGAAGAAGAUUUAUAUACAUACCUUAA